CUCGGUGAGCUGCUGUAUUUGUGCUGCAGUGAGUGUGUGAGUCGCCGGUCUGGUCUGAGGCACCAGCAACGCUGACAUGGUGAACGGGAAACACACCAGCUCUAGCUCCAGCACCAGGUCCAGGUCCAGGUCCUCACCUCUCACCGCUGUGCUUUGAACUCUCCAGAACCCACAUUGUGAGCAACUUGGUUCCAUUUUGAUCAGCUGCAAGCAUCAGGAUCAAAAUGGUGUGGAUGCACCAACACACCUUCUCCCUUUUAUUAACUGUGCACGUCAUUUAUUUAACUCUGAUUCCUGUGAGUGCCGAGGAGGAGACCAGAGAAUGCAGAGAGCAGGAGUACAAGGACCGUUUUGGGAACUGUAAACCCUGCAAGCAGUGUGAUGCAGGACAGGAGCUUUCAAAGGAAUGUGGCUUUGGUUAUGGAGAGGAUGCCCGGUGUGUGCCCUGCCGGAGCAGUCGCUUCAAAGAGGACCGGAGCCUGCAGAAGUGCAAGCCCUGCUUGGACUGUGCUCUCAUCAACCGCUUCCAGAAGGGCAACUGCUCCACCACCAGCAAUGCUGUGUGUGGCGACUGUCUGCCGGGAUAUUACAGAAAGACCAAAUUAAGUGGUUUCCAAGACAUGGAGUGUAUACCCUGUGGGGACCCUCCGCCUCCUUAUGAGCCUCACUGCAGCGGACGUGUGAACCUGGUGCCGCUGCCCGUGGUGGUGACCAGCCCACGGGACAUGGCCCUGGCUGCGGUCAUCUGCAGCGCUCUGGCCACUGUGCUGCUGGCCCUGCUGGUGCUGUGUGUCAUCUACUGCAAGAGACAGCUGCUGGAGAAGAAGCCCAGUGCAGCGUCUCUGAGGUCCCAGGACUGUCCAUACAGUGGGGCAGAGCUGUCCUGCCUGGACCCUCGCUGGUUACACGACUUUCCCCAGAGACCCUGCUGCCAGUGUCACCUUGGCCCCGGACACACAAAUGGUCCGGUCCACCUGAUCCCAUCACUGUGCUGUGAUGAGAGGUGCAGUCUAAACCGUUGCCAGGACAACAGUCCCUUCCAUUCCCAGAUGAGUCUCAGUGACGGAAACCUGGAUGAGGAAGACACCCAGGUGCAGCAUGGAGGACAAUUGGAGUUUGACAGCAUAGCAGUUGGUGGGACAACAGCGAGCUCAGAGCCUGCAGAGUGCUUGGCAAUGCCUCAGUGUGACACAGGAUCUACAGGGAGACCAGAGGUGGAAGAGGAUGGUGAGGGAGGCGAGGAAGAGGACGGGUGCAGGUCAGAGGAGAACUCACCUGAGAGGACCAGACAGAGCUUCAGUGAAGCUAUGACAGAUGCACUUCUUCAGAAACAACAGCACCCAUCAACUCAGUUAGGAUGACAUGGACUUCUUUGGCUCCUGUUCCACCCUUGAACCAGCCUGGACUUAACAACAGCCGCAUCCAGAUCCUGUUUCAGAUAUCACAUGCACGCACGCACGCACACACAUACACACACACACACAGAAUGUGAACUCACAUGCCCCAGAAGGUGAAACUGAAUGAAGUUGAAACAUCGAGGAGUAUUGACUAACAUGGAGUAUAGUGAAACAAAAAAAAAGAGAAGAGCCUUGGCUCCGUCUGAAAUCUUCACAUGUAGGAGGACAAACUGUAACCACUGAUCAGCUGAUCGACAGCUGGUUUUAUGAAGCUUUUGUAUGUAACAGUUGUGAAAUUUGAGGUGUGAAGAAAAGUGAUUAUGUUGCACAUUGAAGACAAUCUUAAUAACACAGAGCAAGUUACGAUGAGGAAUGUUAAAUAUGUUGUAGAUACUGUACAAUAGUAAAUAGGUCAAUAUUUUUGUAACAUAGACUUGACUGACGAUAUGUUUGCUUUCAUUUCCCAGUUAUAGUGUUGAUGUUCGUAAACAUGUUUUUGUAAAUAAACUUGAACUUGUUUACAUAUGGA
This is a messenger RNA of Solea senegalensis (Senegalese sole), 1926 nucleotides long. RefSeq names its product tumor necrosis factor receptor superfamily member 19-like. Gene Ontology annotation, biological process: positive regulation of JNK cascade; positive regulation of canonical NF-kappaB signal transduction. Lineage: Eukaryota; Metazoa; Chordata; Actinopteri; Pleuronectiformes; Soleidae. Bases 225 to 1361 code for a protein of 378 amino acids. The transcript is spliced from 10 exons. The record is from RefSeq and is a predicted model, not a curated record. Gene Ontology annotation, molecular function: protein binding; signaling receptor activity. Gene Ontology annotation, cellular component: plasma membrane.